Messenger RNA from Adineta ricciae, 999 nucleotides. NCBI's taxonomy places the organism in Eukaryota, Metazoa, Rotifera, Eurotatoria, Adinetida, Adinetidae. The record is from the annotation of a GenBank genome assembly.
AUGAUGCCAAAGCUUGUUGUUCAGGUGAUGAAUCGAUCAAAUCAUUCGAAAACAAUUUUGAUUAAUAUAACAAAUGUGGCGAAAUCGUUGCAUCGUUCACCAUUGUAUAUAACAAAAUAUUUUUCAUUUGAAUUAAGUACAUCAAUGGAAUUUGAUGAAAAAUCCAAUUUCUAUAUGCUUAAUGGUGAAUAUCAUCAAGGAAAAUUACAAGAUUUAUUAAAUAACUUUAUUAUUCAAUUUGUUCUAUGUCGAUCUUGUGAAAAUCCCGAAACUGAAUUAAGUUGUAAGAAUGAUAAAAUAUGUCAACGUUGUUAUGCAUGUGGAAAUCAAUCGAAAACGAAUUCCGAAGAUCAUAAAUUAGUGAAAUUUAUUUUACGAAAUCCAUCGAAAAUCCACGAAAAUAAAAAUAAUCAAUAUGAUUCAAAUACAAAUGAACAAGAAAAGUGUUUUUCUCAACAAGACAAUUCGACAAUCGAUGAUGAUUUCUUCGAUGAAGAUUAUGAAAAAUUCCGUUCUUUGUUUCAGAAGAAAAAAUUGUUAAAACAAUUAAAUGAUUUGAAUUCUAUUGAAGAAUUGAUUUAUCAAUCGAAAAGAGCAAACAUUGGAAUCAAAAUUCCAUUUUAUAUUGCAACAAAUUUAUUUACUAAUGAAAUUCUCAAAGAAAUCGAUCGAUAUGAAAUAUUACUUCGUGAAAUAUGUAGAAAUAAUGAAGAUCAAUAUGCUUUAUUAGAUGGAAUCGCGAUUGUUAUCUGUUCAAAUGAAGAUUUGCAUAAGAAAUUGUCAAAUGAAAAACAAAUUUCAAAUAUCUUUUAUAAACUAUACGAUAAGGAUAUUGUGGCUGAAGAAGUUUUUUAUGAUUGGUAUGAAAAGGAAUCGAAUAGAAUUGUACAGAAAACAAUUGAAACUGAUAUUCAUAAAUAUGCAAAUGAAUUUAUUCGUUGGUUAAAAACAGCUGAAGAAAUCAAUGACGAUCAGAACAUUUCAAAUAAUUCAACAUAA